CUUGGACACCAGCAGGCCAAUCCCCAAUUCAUGCUCGCUGGGCGCUUUCUUCUGCGCUCCCACGCAAAAUCAGCAGCUUGGUCAUAUGUAGUCCCCCGCGCGCGAGCAGUCUUCUUGAGAGCAUUCCACCUCUCGCCCGCCGCCUGUACUGCUGUCGAUAUGGAGAAAGUGAACACGACCGCGCGACUCGCCGAGCUUCGCAAGCUCAUGAAGGACCGCCAGGUCGACAUCUACAUGGUGCCCUCUGAAGACAGCCACCAGUCCGAGUACAUUGCGCCCUGCGACGGCCGCAGAGAAUUUAUAUGUGGCUUCUCUGGCUCAGCCGGCUAUGCCGUCAUCACGCACGAAAAGGCGGCACUGUCGACCGACGGGCGCUACUUCAACCAAGCCGAGAAACAGCUCGACAGCAACUGGGAGCUCCUCAAACAAGGCCUACAGGAUGUUCCGACAAUCUCAGAAUGGACGGCAGAUCAGGUCGAAGAGGGUAAGGUCGUCGGGGUCGACCCCCGCAUUGUGACUGCCGCCGACGCGCGCAAGCUCGGCGAUAAGAUUAAGAAGAAAGGCGGAAAGUACAAAGCCAUUAGCGAGAAUCUCAUCGACCUAGUAUGGGGAGAGGAGAGGCCACCUCGGCCAUGCGAACCAGUCCGGGUGCAGCCGUUGGAGUACUCGGGCAAGAGCUUCCAGGACAAGCUGGAGGAUGUGAGGAAAGAGCUGGAGAAGCGGAAGAGCGUGGGCUUCGUGGUUUCGAUGCUGGACGAGGUUGCCUGGCUCUAUAACCUGCGUGGCAGCGACAUCCCAUACAAUCCUGUUUUCUUCUCGUACGCUGUGGUCACGCCCAAGGCGGCUAGCCUUUAUGUCGAUGAAAGCAAGCUUAGCCAGGCGGUCAGGGACCAUCUCGGAGAAGCCGUUACAAUCAGGCCCUACGAUAGCAUCUUUGAAGAUGUUGCUGCACUGAGUGCUAAGUCGCAGCAAACCAACGACGAAUCAGGCGAGAAUCCGAAAUAUUUGACCUCGACAAGGGCGUCGUGGGCACUGAACCAGGCUCUUGGUGGUCCGGAGCGUGUUGACGAAGUGCGAAGUCCCGUUGGUGAUGCCAAGGCUAUCAAGAACGAGACCGAGCUCGAAGGCAUGAGGCAAUGCCACAUCCGCGAUGGAGCCGCACUGACCGAGUACUUCGCCUGGCUGGAAGACCAACUCGUCAACAAGGGGGCGACGCUAAACGAGGUAGAUGGUGCCAAUAUGCUGGAAGCAAUGCGGAAGAAGCACGACCGUUUUGUAGGACUAUCCUUCGACACCAUCUCGUCCACUGGGCCCAAUGCCGCCGUGAUUCACUACAAGCCAGAGAAGGGUGCAUGCUCCAUAAUUGAUCCAAAGGCAAUCUACCUCUGCGAUUCGGGCGCGCAAUAUCUGGAUGGGACAACAGAUACUACUCGCACCCUACACUUUGGCAAGCCCACCGACAUGGAGAAGAAGGCCUACACUCUUGUGCUAAAAGGAAAUAUAGCCCUCGAGCGUGUUCGAUUCCCCAAAGGUACAACGGGGUUUGCGUUGGACACGCUGGCUCGGCAAUUUCUUUGGGCCGAAGGACUCGAUUAUCGGCACGGCACCGGCCAUGGUGUCGGCUCAUUCCUCAACGUUCACGAGGGACCAAUUGGCAUCGGCACCCGCGUGCAAUACUCUGAAGUAUCAUUAUCGGCGGGCAAUGUCAUCUCCGACGAGCCGGGAUACUACGAGGACGGCAACUUCGGCAUCCGCAUCGAGAACAUGGUCAUGGUGAAAGAGGUGGAGACGAAGCACAAGUUCGGAGAAAAACCGUACCUGGGCUUUGAGCGUGUCACGAUGACCCCACACUGCCGUAAUCUAAUAGAUGAUAGGCUGCUAACAGAAGACGAGAAGAAGUUCAUUGACGAGUACCACCAGGAGGUGUUCGAAAAGACAAGCAAGUACUUUGAGAAUGACAGUCUCACUAUGGCAUGGCUGAAGCGAGAGACUGCGCCGUACCAAAAGACGUGAUUUUCUUGCUCGAUGUCUCUCGUAACCAUUAUUGGGGUAGGUCCCGUCGGUAGGCACAUUAGCAUUAGCAUCUGCAGAGCUGUUUAUCAUGGCGGUUAGGUCCAGCAUUGGCGGCUAAGCGGCUCGUUGUCAAUUGUAUACAUCAUCAACUGCAUUGAUACCCUGUCUUUAGGCCCUUCAAAGGCUGUUCGACCACGGAAAACCACAGUCGUGAUUGCCUUGUCACUCACCCAUCGUCGGGGCUGAC
Molecule: messenger RNA, 2260 nt
Organism: Lindgomyces ingoldianus
Lineage: Eukaryota; Fungi; Ascomycota; Dothideomycetes; Pleosporales; Lindgomycetaceae
Product: putative Xaa-Pro aminopeptidase P
Exons: 4
Coding region: 31-2013 (660 amino acids)
Molecular function (GO): metalloaminopeptidase activity
Source: RefSeq, a predicted model, not a curated record